Molecule: messenger RNA, 1898 nt
Organism: Phytophthora nicotianae INRA-310
Lineage: Eukaryota; Oomycota; Peronosporomycetes; Peronosporales; Peronosporaceae
Product: TKL protein kinase
Exons: 2
Coding region: 115-1596 (493 amino acids)
Biological process (GO): protein phosphorylation
Molecular function (GO): ATP binding; protein kinase activity
Source: RefSeq, a predicted model, not a curated record
CCUUGAAGCAGUUGCCAUGGAGCUGUUGAAAGCUGCUCGGACCCGCGACUUGCGAGGCAUUGAGAAGGAGCUAAGCCACAAUGCCGACGUGAACAUGAUCGACGAGACGGGGACAUGUUCGACCUCGCUGGAUGCGACAAAGAGAUCCUUGCUAUCCUACAAAACCAUUUACAAGAGCACAUAGAACAUUUGAUGAAUAGCAUCCCCGAGCUAUGUGGAAGUAUGAUGGAGUUACGACAGAUGAGUGAGCAUCUUUUGAUAAGGCUUCAAGCAGCCCGAAUUCAACUACAGCAAACGAAAGAUACCACACAGGCUUCCAGUAUGGGCUUCUACAGUAUCAUCAAAACAUUCCACUCGCUGCUACUGCAGCACUCGAAGAAGUUGGCGCUGGAGCGUCUGGUUAGUGCUCGCAUCGUUGCUGACGGUGUACGUCAACUACAUUCGAACCUCGACGCGCUGCUGGAUCAACACGGAUUGGAGCUUCAUUCUCCAUUACAACACCGAGACUGGCAGGGACAGUGGGAUAAAGAUGAAGGAGAUGCAUACAAACACAUCGUAGCAAUUCUAGAAAAAGACGCAGAAGGCGUCCCACGAGAACUAAACAGCACCACUCGACAAGAGAAUGUCCUCAAACUGUUGAGGUACGAAUCGGAAGAGCACGGAAAUUACUAUGACACGACAAUGAUGAAUAUUUUUAAGUCUGCCCAGCUGAAGUUGGUCCGUUUUUCUGGUCUGGCUGUUCCUGAAGUGCCCAAUUGGUUUUUGCCUGAAUACGAAGUGCAACGUCAUCCCACGCCGUUCGCACACGGUUCUUUCGGAAACGUUUUCAAAGGUACUUGGUUGGGAUCUCAAGUUGUUGUCAAGUGUGUCGAUCCGAAAACAGAAGAAGAUAAACGCACCUUUCGACGCGAAGCCAGGAUUUGGCAACGAGCGCGUCAUCGUCAUGUGAUCACUUUUUUCGGAGCUUGCGAUCAAGGCAGUCCGUGGUUCUUUGUGUGUGAAGAAGCAGCUAAUGGGAACCUUAAAAACUAUCUGUAUCACCAGAAGAACAAGGGGCGAUCACUUGCGUGGCGUAAGCUGUACGAAGCUGCUUUAGGGCUCCACUUCCUGCACCAGCGUCAAAUUAUUCACUGCGAUUUAAAGUGCAACCAGAUAUUAGUGAGUGCAGAGGGUGUCGCGAUGCUGACGGACUUCGGUCUAAGCUUCAUGUCUGUUGACUCGCGUCCACUGACCCCUCCCGGCGGGGCAGUUCGCUGGAAAGCGCCCGAGUGUUUAAACAACUCGAACCACGUGCCUACGAAGGAGUCGGACGUGUACUCGUUUGGUAUGUGUGUGGUCGAGGCGGUGACGGGCGAGUAUCCGUGGGGAAAUUGUCCAGAUCCUGCCGUGGUCUUCCAAAUGAAGCGUGGACUGGUGUUUCCAAGACCAAAAGCGUUCGUGGACAACGAACAGUGGCAGUUUGUGCAAGCAUUAUGUGCACCUGAUCCAUCGAAGCGCCUCAAGAUGCCAGAUGCAAUCCAUCUACUAAAGAAAUUUGCUGAUCAGGAACAAAUGCAAGAGUGGUCAAGCAAAGCAGAAGACCACGAGUUCGACUGAAGUCUGGCUUGGUGUUGAUUGCUGCCUUGUAGGCAUGGUUUAAUGCUGGAGCUCCAUUCAUAAUACUCUCAACAUCAAGCUUGUUUUAAGCUCCAGAACUUAGCCGUUUCCACCUUUUUUUUUACUCAAGGAGUGAGCCCACAGCGAGUGAAAUGUAUCCUUAGGGAAGCCUUGUGAUGGCUGGUUGAUCAUGGAGUGCCAGUUCUUGCUUCGCAGACCUCGUGUAUUUGAAUUGAUACGACGGCAUAAAUGUUGUUAAAAAUAAGAAUUUUUGGGCUUUCAUUCAUACUGGUCGGCUUGAG